AUGGCCAAUGCCACCAUCAUCGCCACGGUGUGGAAGGACAGACACCUUCACACACCCAUGUUCUUCUUCCUUAGCAACUUCUCUUUCAUGGAGAUCUGGUACAUCAUGGUCACCAUGUCCAAGAUGCUGUUCAGCCUCAUGGUGGAGAGGACCACCAUCUCUGUCUGGCUGUGUGAUUUCAUUGGCCAUUUGCCCCUCACCAUCUCUACCACUCAGUUCUUAUUCUGUGGCCCCAACAAGAUCAAUCAGUUCUUCUGCGACCUGGCACCAGUGCUGAACCUCUCAUGCACAGACACCUCAGUCAGCGAGAUGAUAUUCUUCACCUUUGCCUGGGUCAUCAUCUUCUGCUCCUUCCUGCUCACUAUGGUGUCCAUCAUCUUCACCAUCUGCAUGAUGUCCUCCACCACUGGCAGACAACGGGCCUUUUCCACCUGUGCCUCCCACCUCACAAUGGUGAUCAUCUUCUACAGCACUGUCACCUUCAUGUACAUCUGUCCCAUGGCAUGCUACACUUUCCUGGCAGAAAAGGUGGUCUCUAUCUUCUACUGUGUAGUCACCCCACUCCUCAACCCUGUCAUCUACAACCCAAGGAACAAGAAAGUGAAGGAGGUGCUGGGGAGGGUGCUGUGCAGCAGAAGAAGGCUGAAUUGGAAGAUGGUUGGAUUCAUUAACUGGGAUAGUUCAGAGAAAAGGAGGGGGAUUCUCGAUGGCUUCAAUGUGAGCCUCUCCUAA
This is a messenger RNA of Terrapene triunguis (Three-toed box turtle), 732 nucleotides long. RefSeq names its product olfactory receptor 6B1-like. Bases 1 to 732 code for a protein of 243 amino acids. The record is from RefSeq and is a predicted model, not a curated record. NCBI's taxonomy places the organism in Eukaryota, Metazoa, Chordata, Testudines, Emydidae. Gene Ontology annotation, cellular component: membrane. The transcript has 2 exons. Gene Ontology annotation, molecular function: olfactory receptor activity. Gene Ontology annotation, biological process: G protein-coupled receptor signaling pathway.